Hyla sarda is the source of this 1302-nucleotide messenger RNA. It is a transcript of the gene F7, whose product is annotated as coagulation factor VII. The coding region runs from base 1 to 1302 and encodes 433 amino acids. The transcript has 8 exons. The record is from RefSeq and is a predicted model, not a curated record. Lineage: Eukaryota; Metazoa; Chordata; Amphibia; Anura; Hylidae. Gene Ontology annotation, biological process: proteolysis; blood coagulation. Gene Ontology annotation, molecular function: serine-type endopeptidase activity; calcium ion binding. Gene Ontology annotation, cellular component: extracellular region.
AUGGGGUUAGGAGAAAAGAAAAUGGCAUGUUUUUGGUUUAUUGUGAUGUUUAUGCCUCUACUAACAUAUGCUGUUUUCAUGCAAACUGAAGAAGCCAACAGUCUGUUGAGGAGUCGGAUACGGAGAGCGAACAGUAUAUUUGAGGAGUUCAAAGCAGGAUCUCUGGAACGAGAAUGUCAUGAGGAAAAAUGUUCAUAUGAGGAAGCCAGAGAAAUCUAUAAGGACGAAAGACGAACGAAAGAAUUCUGGCGGGUAUACACAGAUGAAGACCAAUGCCUUUCUAAUCCCUGUAACAAUGGUGGUACCUGCGAGGAUCACUAUCAGUCAUACGUAUGUGACUGUCCUGAGGGUUAUGAGGGCAGACAUUGUGAAACAAAUAAAAAUGAAACUCUGCAGUGUAUAUAUGAGAAUGGACAGUGUGAGCAGAUUUGUCAUGACACCAACACAAUACGACACUGCUCAUGUAUGGAAGGGUAUGCUUUAGGGGAAGAUGGAACAUCAUGCGUUCCUACAGUGGAAUAUCCAUGUGGACAGAUACCAGUGCUGAAAAAAAAAAUCACAAAAGGUCGAAUUGUUGGAGGUGAAGAAUGCCCAAAAGGAGAGUGCCCAUGGCAGGCUCGAGUAGUCUUAGACAGAACAGGAAUGACAAUUUGUGGAGGGACAAUAAUUUCACCAAACUGGGUAGUCACUGCUGCUCAUUGUGUCAAAUCUCCUCACGCAAACAAACUUACAGUUGUGCUUGGUGACCAUAAGAUUAGCAAAGCUGAAGGAACUGAACAAGAGCGCAAAGUUGUUCAAAUCAAAAUCCAUGAAAAGUUUGUGGGGAUGAAAACGAACAACGACAAUGACAUAGCUCUCCUCCGUCUGAAUAGUUCCGUAAACUACACCGAUUAUGUGGUCCCCUUAUGUCUGCCUGACAUCCAAUUUGCUGUAAAUGAACUGUUGCACCAAAGCUCUUUCUCUAUUGUCAGUGGUUGGGGUCGCCUUCUGGAAGGUGGGGCUACACCUGACACACUUAGGAGGGUAACCCUGCCUCGAGUGGCUUCUCAAGAAUGUAGAGAGAAGACAAAAAUGAAUAUCACUGCUAACAUGUUUUGCGCAGGCUUUACUGAUGGCAGUAAGGAUUCUUGUAAGGGUGACAGUGGGGGUCCUUACGCUACAAAAUAUAAAGAAACCUAUUACCUCACUGGUAUCGUCAGCUGGGGCAUGGGAUGUGCCAAAGUAAAUGCUUAUGGGGUGUAUACAAGAGUAUCUCGCUACACGGAUUGGAUACUAGAGAAUAUAAAGCAGGAUUCCAGUUAA